Molecule: messenger RNA, 2085 nt
Organism: Paramecium sonneborni
Lineage: Eukaryota; Ciliophora; Oligohymenophorea; Peniculida; Parameciidae
Source: the annotation of a GenBank genome assembly
AUGAAUCCAGAACAAGAACAAAAUACCUCUUAAGGAUCAUGGCAGCUCCAAAAUAACAAUCAGAAUAUGUAAACCGAAUAAAACUAUUUUUGGCGUAAUGUCCCAUUCACAGAAUAGUAAAUCUCAUCAAGAAAUCUAAUACAAAAGUUAAUUCUUUUAAUUUAAGGCAUUCCAGAUAUAUUCAUUCAUAAAAGAUUCUUAGAAACAACUUGCAAUAAAUUUUAAUAAAAUUUUUUAGAUUUAUAUAAUGAUGUUUUAGACAUUGAAUAAUUACAGCAAAUAAUUGAGUAGGAAUAUAACUAAAGAAUAAAGAAAUAGGAAUCUUAAAUAUCAGCAACUCAAAACCUUCUUUAUGAAUGGGAGGAUAAAGUCAACAUUUCACAACUAUAUUAAAUAAUGAAAAUUAUCAAAAGUCCUAACAGAAAUUUGUAUAUAACAAAAGAUAUAACUAAAGAAACUUAUUUUGAUGAAUUAAAAGAAAAUCUAAAUUCAGGAGAUUAAAAAUAUUUGAAUAAUAACUUUUAUAUUUUAUAGGAAAGUUUGAAAGGGUAAGGUAUUUUUGAGAAUUUCAAAGUUUAGCCUAUCAAGGUCUUUAGGAAACAAUUAAAUCUAAUUAAAUAACAGGAAUUCAAUGAGGAUGAUACUGUAAUUCUAUUUUAUUAAUUUAAUAGUUUAUGUAUUAUGAAAUUUAUAAAAUAUUGGCAUUUCCUCACAAGCAAUUUAAAUAAUGUUAUAAAUAUGAUGUUGAAGCUUAAAGUGUGCAUUUUUAGCUCCCAAAGAAUAUAUAUAUUGAGGUUAAAUCUAAUGACAUUGAAUAAAUUCCUCUAUUGAAUGAUAAUUCAAUAAUGAAGCAGAUCCCAUCCUCUUUAUUUUAGAACAAUAUAUUAUCAUUUCUAGGAAUUAUAGAAUUAUUUUAAUUGAGAAUGGUGUGCAGAUAUUUUAAAACAAUGUACUAAUAUUCUAAUUGAUUUUUAGAAUUGAAAAAUACUGGCAUAUCCCUUCUAGAAAAGAAAUUAUAUAGUAUGAAUUAGCAAAAGAUUUAGCUAACAAUAAUGAAAAUUUAAAGAAUUCUUAGAUUGCAGCAUAAACACUUAAAUAGAAAUUAAGAGCUAGCAUUGAUAUUAUAUUGAACUUAAUUAAUUGGAAUGAUUUACAUGAAUAAAUAGAAACUGGUUAGAUUGAAAUUAUUAUUUACAGACCUCUUAUCAUAAUGCUUAGAUUAUUUAAUAAAUAAUAAAAGAUUUGUUAUCAUUAUGAAAUUGAUGGUUAGUUUAAUAUUACUUAAUUAGCAAAGAAUAUUAAAUAGCAGAUUCAUGAUUACUUAAAUAUGGAAUUAAUACCUUUAGGUUUUACUUAAAUGAAACAACUUUAUUAAUAGGCAUUAUAAGCACCUGAAUUUAAUUUUAUCAAUGAAAUUCAUUCUGAACUAAACUAGAGUGUAUUACUUACAAUUCUACUUUAAGCCCUAUAUUUUCAUGGAUGGAUGACUUAGGUAAUUACAAUCUAAAAUGAAAUAUUAAAAAAGUAUAACAAGUAAAAAUUUCAUUUACAAAAUAGAGAACUGUAAAUGUUUGAUUAAAAACAAAAAUAUAAUAAUGACUUCAUAAAAUAAGCUAGUAAAUAUAUUUAUAAAAUGAAUGAUUUUUCAUCUAGCCAAAAACCUUAAGAACAAGAUUAAAUAAUGACUCAAAUUGUAUUAUUAAAUUAUAUUAUAUAUAGGGUCAAAUAUUGUAAGAGAGUUUAAGAAAUAUAAAUUUUUCCCCAAAUGCUCAUCCUUAAACAGAUCCUUAUGGGGUUAUAUGUUAAAAUAAUGAUAUCAUCAAAAUCCAUUUAGAUGUCUAUUUCUAAAUUGAAAUAUUAACAUAUGUUUGUUCUUGUUAAAAAUAUUACUUUGAUGAUGUAGUUGAUUAACAAUUGGAAAUGUAAUUUAACUAAUUUAAAUCAAUUAAAAAUCAAAAAAAGGAUAAUUCUCUUAAUCAAGAAGGCAAGCAAUAGCAAAAUUUAGAGGAGGAAAAGCUGAUGUAACAAGGCGAAAAUAUUGAGCCAAAAUAAAAUAUAGAUUAUGAAGAAAAUUAAUAUAACUGA